AUGGAAACAAAAGCCUUGCUUGUUGCAGCAUGGCUUAUACAGCUGUGCAUGGCAUUUGGGCUAUGCCACGAGAUAGUCGAACAACUACACGACGUGCCGGACGGCUGGUCAAAAGGCAUCAAGCCCAACCCAUCGACACCUGUACGAUUCCGGUUGGAAAUACGCGGGGCAGGCAGUAUCAAUCUAGAGAGACUGGCAAUUGACCUGUCAACUCCGGGCCAUCCAAAUUACGGAAAGCAUAUGAAGCGCGAAGAGGUGGAAGGCCUUUUGCGCCCGAAUUCCGCCGUCUCUGACCAGGUAUUGGCCUGGCUGAGCUCGGAGGGUAUCUCCAACCACACUAUUGACAUAUAUGGCAACUGGAUCAGCUUCAGUGCAACUGUAUUCCAGGCCGAGCAAAUGUUGAAGACGGAGUUUUCCCACUACCGUCAUGAUCCUAGCGGAAAGAGCCUCCUCAGGACUCUUGGAUACUCCUUACCCCACAAGAUACACCCACAUGUGCACCUAAUUCAACCGACAACCCGAUUCGGAACCCCCUAUGCACAUGGAAAAGGGCGACUAUACGCACGCCAUGGAUUACCCGUCGACCAGCCAAUUGUGGCCACCCCGGAAGAUUUGACUGCGGACUGUGGGACCGUGAUGAGGCCGGAUUGUCUUCGAGACUUAUAUGGUCUACACGACACAAGAGCGAAGCCUGAUCCACGGAACCGACUAGGAGUGUCUGGUUUCCUAGAUCAGUAUGCCCGCCAUAGCGAUUUUCAUCACUUCAUGCAACGCUUCUCUCCGGGGGCAUCAGACGCCAACUUCGACGUGGUGACCAUCAAUGGGGGCAUUAACCCAGAAGAUUCUCCGGCCAGCAGUACCGAAGCAAGUCUGGAUAUCCAGUAUGCGGCUGCUUUGGCCUACAACGCUUCAGUCACAUUCUAUUCCACUGGCGACAGAACACCCUCGAUCUCUGACACGGGGCAACCAGUCUUGGAGAGCCCAGAGAAUGAGACAUUUCUUGAUCAACUCCACUAUCUCAUCAGCCUUCCAGACAGUGAGCUCCCAUCGGUUCUCGCCACAUCGUACGGGGAGAUCGAACAGAGUGUGCCCGCAGCGUAUGCGAGAUCAGUGUGCAACUUGUUUGCGCAACUCGGCGCCCGGGGCGUAUCAGUCAUCUAUAGUAGCGGGGACUCCGGCGUUGGAGAGACGUGUCUCAGCAACGAUGGAAAGCGGCGGGUCAAGUUCCAGCCAAUCUUCCCAGCCUCUUGUCCAUUUGUCACUGCAGUUGGAGGAGUAGAAGGGAUCAAUCCCGAGAUCGCUCUUGAUUUCUCCAGUGGCGGCUUCUCCGACCUGUUUCCUCGUCCAAAAUACCAAGACCAGGCAGUGAGCAGUUACUUGGAUCGCUUGGGCGAUCAAUGGCAUGGCUUAUACAAUCGUCAUGGAAGGGCAAUCCCCGACGUCGCCUCCCAAGCGAAGAACUUCAUCAUUCGAGACCACGAGACCUAUUUGAAGAUUAGCGGCACCAGGUUUGUUGCUUCGGUCGAUUGA
Messenger RNA from Penicillium cataractarum, 1530 nucleotides. RefSeq names its product S53 family peptidase. Lineage: Eukaryota; Fungi; Ascomycota; Eurotiomycetes; Eurotiales; Aspergillaceae. The coding region runs from base 1 to 1530 and encodes 509 amino acids. The record is from RefSeq and is a predicted model, not a curated record. The transcript has a single exon. Gene Ontology annotation, biological process: proteolysis. Gene Ontology annotation, molecular function: serine-type endopeptidase activity; tripeptidyl-peptidase activity.